AUGUACUCUGCUCAUAUUAUCGUAUCUUCCAACCAAGAGUCUGCAUCACUUUGGGAAUUUGUUGACAAGAAUCUGCCAUUACAUAGAGCUCCGGUCAUAGAAAGCUUGCGUCUCGACCUCUAUUUUGUUGAACCUGAAAAUAUCAAACGGUGGGUUGAGAUUUCGGUUUCUCGCAAUGUACGUGAGCUGGAAGUUUCUUAUAAUUCGAACACCAAAAACACAUUCCCGGGAAGCUUCUACACCUGCGCAUCGCUCGUGAUCUUGAAACUCAGAUUCGUGAAUGUCAUGGAUGUUCCCUCAACGGGUUGUCUUCUCUCUCUGAAAACCUUGGACCUUGAACAUGUCAAAUAUCAUCAAGAAUCUCUCCAACGGCUUCUAUCUAUGUGUCCUGUUCUUGAAGAACUAUCGGUGAAUCUUGGUGAUGCUAAUUAUGACACUGUGAGAGAGUUCACUAUUAUCGUCCCUUCUUUGCGGAGUUUAUCAUUCUUAACGCCUAAUUACUGGCCUUUAGAUGGGUAUGUGAUAGAUACUCCUUCUUUAGAGUAUUUCAAACUUGAGGAUUGGAAUGAUAGGGAACAUUACGCUGAGAUUAGGAAUAUGCCAAAGUUGAAGGAAGCAUAUGUUGAUGUUGUAUCCUUUGAUCUCAAGAGUCUUAUUAGAUCAAUCACAUCGAUUAAGCGUCUUACUAUAUGUUCUGAGGAUGAUGUGUCUGGUGAUGGUUUUGUUUUCAAACAUCUUGAACAUCUGAAGCUAUGUGCCUGCAAAAAGGAUUCUUCGACUCUCCUUGGCCAAUUGCUCCAAGUUUCUCCAAACUUACGAGUGUUAAACAUCUGUGUGAUAGAAGUAAGUUCUACCUCCGCCACUGCCAAAUACAACAGAUUGCUCAAAGACGUAACUAAACCAAAUACACCAGGGAGUGUCUGA
Molecule: messenger RNA, 924 nt
Organism: Eutrema salsugineum
Lineage: Eukaryota; Viridiplantae; Streptophyta; Magnoliopsida; Brassicales; Brassicaceae
Product: FBD-associated F-box protein At5g38590
Exons: 3
Coding region: 1-924 (307 amino acids)
Source: RefSeq, a predicted model, not a curated record